CACAUGCAAAGAUACUCUUCUAUCAGCUGAAUUCUUGACCAAUGUUUUCGGACUAAGCAAUAAAAGCAAUCAUGUUCGCAGCAACGGUUAGAAAAAACAUGAAUUAUGACAGCUGAAGUUUCUUCGAUUUUAGGUUAUUCUCCAUGAUUUUCAUUUUUGUUUUCGUGAAUGUCAUCCGGUAUCAUAAACGUGGGUUUGUUACGAGUCAACAAACUUCAUCGACACCAAUGACUUUCACUGGAAAACAUGAAAUAGGGUCAGGUUGAUCCCCGCGAAGUGGAAUUUGGACUUUGUGAGAUGGACGAAGGGACGUCAGAAUUGCGCUUGAAAGAUGAAACGUUUUCAGAACAUCUCGAUCAAGUUGAUUCCAACGUAGUAACAGAUGUUUCGCUUACGGAAGUUAACGAUUCCCUGAUCCAACGUGGCACGAAAAUUAGCAACGAUGUGACGUUCAUUCAGGAGAAACAGAAACCAGUCGCUCAAACUGAAACGGAUUCAGUAUUAUUGAACAACGAUGAGAAAAACGAAUCUCAUUCUUCGAUAGAAAGAAACAGUAUUAUUUUGCCUAUUAAAAGUUCUACUUCUUUAAACGAUUUGUCGGAUGGGUUUUUAAAUUAUCAAGUAUCGUCCAACGACGCAGACAUUCCGCAAGGGAAGUCUCUUUGCAAAUCAUCUUCCUACGAUGAUGUCAGAUUACACUUGUCUGUGUCAUCCGAUUCAUUCUUAUGCGCGCAGUUAGAUAACGUUUCUAACAGUAUUAGACAAUCUUUGGCAUCGGACGGGCAGAAGGAAUUAAAAACAGUAUGUAACGACGACGAAGAAACGCUUUUCAGUACUAAAUUAUAUAUGGACGCUUGUCGAGAAGAAUCUUCGGAGGAAAAUGUUAUCGAGGAGCAGCGUAAAAAUUGCGAAGUUCAAAAUGUUAUCGGAACGGUAGAAAAUGUCGUAGAGAGUUCUAACGUGAAUGAAAAAUUGAUGGAAACUGACGACCCGGCAAAUGCCUCGAAAAAUGUAACAAAGCACGAAAGAGUUUGUAACAAUGAAGAACGAAAAUUUCAAUCCGUUGGAAAUACCAGGUCACAGGGCAAUGCGACAGCUCGACCGACUUUGGCCGACGACAGCAAACUGGUUAAAAUUCCACUGCCAACAAAUCCAAUUAAUAUAAUGCAGUCCAAUGCUCAGUUUUUGAACAAGAGUCGAAACUUCUUAAAUUUCAUUACGGAAAAGUCGACAAAUAUAAUGGAGAAGGCAUUGUUGCCGCAACACUUGACUGUAAAAUAUAAUUCAAUGAUGAAAUCUAUAGAUAAUUAUAACGACAGAAGAUACGCGGAAGAGUCUUGUAGCGCGAAAGCUUCUUCGACAGAAUCAGACUUAAUGGAGAAAAGAAAUGAAUGUACGAGAGAGUGUGAAAAUAGAACUACUUUCGCGGCAAAUACAAACGGAGAAAUGUGCGUCGAUGCUGCGAGAAACGAUCAGAACAAUGAUUAUGUACAAAAUAACACGACGCAGGUUGAAACUCGCUCGAUUAUUGAUCAAAGUAAUCAAGGAAACGAUACUGAACUCUGCACGGAAGCAAACGGGAACUGUACUGAUAUCGAUUCCGUGAUAUUACAUUUGGAGGGUAACAAUAACUCUUCCGAAAAUUUUAAACAGAGUUUGCUAGAACACCCGGCGUAUCUCACUUUGUUAAAAGACUACGCGGAUUUGAAAGCAAAGUAUUUGAAAUUUCAAGAGAAAGUUGAGUACGUGGAAGAAAGAAAUCGAGCGUUAGAAGCAGAAAAUAAGGGGGAGAUCUAUUCCUUGCAAAUUGAAACAUUGGAGAAAACAAUAAACAGGCUUACGUUUGAAUUGCACACGUCGUUAGGGACGCAGGAAACGCUUAAAAGGGAAUAUAAUGCCGCUAACAAAGAAAGAGAAAGCAUGGUAAUGAAAUAUGCAGUUAGCGAAAAGCAAUUGAUAGAUACUCAAAGGGCAAGAGAGUAUGCGGAGCGCAAAGCAAAAGAAAGUGGAAAACAACAGGAAUUGCUUCAGAACAAACUACGAGAAAUGCAAACAGAACGAACAAGGAUAUGUCAUAUUUUGGACGGGAAAUGUCGCGAGGUGACUGAACUCCAGAAAGAGGUUGAAAGAUUGAAAGAAGAUGUAAAUAUGAGGGACAUCAAGUUGAAAUGGACUCAGAACAAACUUAAAACAGAAAUGGACUUGCAGAAGGAUACUCAGCAAAAAUUGGACAAGGCCACAACCAGAAUCAGCGAGAUGAAGGAGGAGUGCGAUCAGAUACGCAAAGAGACGCAGGAAUCGAUGCGUCAGUUCCAACAAUCGGAGGAGAACAAAGCUUUCACUUUGGACAAACAAUUAAAAGAGCAACAGGCACGCCUGAUAUUAGAAAAACACGUUACAGAAGAUAAAGAAAUGUUGAGGCUACGAUUACAAAAGGAAGUAGAGACGUUGAAGAACAGGCAGCAAGUGUUGAUCGAGGAAAACAAUACACUUACUCUAAAGAUACAGGAUGCUGAGAAAAGUCGUUUGAGUCACGAGAGCAAUUUGAACAAUUUGAAAAUGAUGGCAGACCAAUAUCAGAAAGAAACGAAAGAAUUGCUCGGUAAAGUGUCCGAGUUGGAAACGUUAAAAGUACAGUUACGACAUAAGGACCAAUGCUUGGAGUCGACGGAAGCGGAAAUGAGCCAGUUGCGCGCGGCCAACGAGGAACUACAAAGCGAUAUGUCCGCGUGUCGCGAGAAGGAAGCUGAUAUGUUAGAUUUCACGCAGAAGUUGACGGACAAAAAUGUACGACUCCAAUCGGAAUUCACAGCCAUCGAAGCGAAAGUGAAACGUUUGGAAGAAGAGCACGGACCGCUGCACGAACGCAUAAGUUAUCUGAUUAACAAAGUUAAGAAGCUGGAGGAGAGUCUUGCAAAGGAACAGAAAAUAAGAAGCGAAGAAUGCGAGAUCCUCGCCAAACAUCUCGCUGAACAGACGCAAGUGGCGCAAAAUCUUUCUCAGAAAUUGGAGGAUAGUCAAGGCGAGAAUGCUGUGCUGAAAAGGAAGCAGCAAAUAAGUAUGAAGGAGAUGACGCGAGAACUGCAACAGUGCCGAAAGAAACUAGAAGUUUUCGAAACAUCCUCGCCUUACAAUUCGCUUGGCGUCGCGUCCAGAACUGGAUCAAGUAUAUCACUUAAUACAGGAGAUACUUUAAAUGGUGCCUUAUCCGAUAAUAGUAUCAACGGUGACCAAAGCGUCCAAUCUAUGGAACCUAGUAAACAAACUCUAAUAGACCGUAUCAUAAAGCUGCAAGAGGAUAAUGCUAAGAAAGCUGAGAAACUAGAUUUUUUCGAAGAACAUUCCCGAUCUCUGGUCGAAGAGUUGCAGAAAAAAACGAAGAUUAUACAAACGUACAUUUUACACGAGAAUUCCGGUGCCAUGGGUAGCAACGAACGGGACAGAUACAAGCAUAUCAAAAGCAGAAGAAAUGCAGCUGAAUUAGCAAGACACGGAGGAAUAAUGGCCUCGGUUUACAACCAACGAGUUUCAGACGAUAAUAUGACGUUGGAAUUAUCAUUAGAAAUAAAUCAAAAGCUGCAAGCAGUACUCGAAGACGCGCUAUUCAAGAAUAUCACUUUGAAGGAUAACAUCGAUACUUUGGGCGAUGAAAUAGCAAGGUUAACAAUGCAAACUCAGCAAAGGAAAAUUGCAAAUUAAAAAGUAUGUCGGAACGAUAUACUUGUACUUGCCCUGUAAAAAUAACGGGAUAACACGCGUAUGUAUUAAAAAUGCGAAUAUAGACAUAUUAUUUAAGAGAUUUGUGGUACACAAGAUACUAAUAUCAGUUUUAAACUCGUAUAUUGAAUACACGAAAGAAAGUACAUUUUCGUUCGGAUGAACGUACUAAAUCGUCGCCUCAAGAAUGCUAUAUUUUAUUUUAAUGUCAAUAAAACUAUGUAUAUUUUUCAUUCAAUAAUAUUUAGGUAUAAUUUUAUGCCUAUCUCUAUAUAGUUUAUUGCUGUAAGCAAAUAGUGUUGGUCACUGUAUAACCUUGUGCCGAGAGCUUACGUUUAAUUUGUUACACUUUUCAAGUGAUUUAAGUACGAACACUAUGUUUUCUUUUUAUACAUUCUUUUACGUUGUUUAUUUACAUUUACGAAUUAUACUUUUUAUCAAAACUGUAAAAUAAUAUACAGAUUAUAUUUCAGUACCGAAAGAACAGGUCUAUGGUGUCUAGUCAAAAAUUAUGCUACUUAAACGGAAUAAUUUGUUGAAUUUGUUGUUUUAUCAAAGAGUUAAAUGUAACUACAAAAUAUAUUUGCUACGCAUCCAAAGUUUACAAUAAACAUACUUAUUUUUUUAUAUUUAAUUACCACCGAUUAUUUGUUGUUUUAAUUAGCAAGUUUGCAGUUUAAUUUUAAAGGAACAUUC
Colletes gigas is the source of this 4413-nucleotide messenger RNA. RefSeq names its product coiled-coil domain-containing protein 186 (gene Golgin104). Gene Ontology annotation, cellular component: trans-Golgi network. Gene Ontology annotation, biological process: vesicle cytoskeletal trafficking. Lineage: Eukaryota; Metazoa; Arthropoda; Insecta; Hymenoptera; Colletidae. Gene Ontology annotation, molecular function: small GTPase binding. The record is from RefSeq and is a predicted model, not a curated record. The transcript has 9 exons. The coding region runs from base 298 to 3699 and encodes 1133 amino acids.